Molecule: messenger RNA, 1801 nt
Organism: Capsicum annuum
Lineage: Eukaryota; Viridiplantae; Streptophyta; Magnoliopsida; Solanales; Solanaceae
Product: XIAP-associated factor 1
Exons: 8
Coding region: 709-1662 (317 amino acids)
Molecular function (GO): zinc ion binding
Source: RefSeq, a predicted model, not a curated record
GUUGAAGCAUAGUUUGGGGGUGGGUCAUAGAGUGUCCGGUAAAUGUAUAUUGUGAGAGUUUAGGGGUAUUGUAUAUUGGUUGGAAUUCUUUUUUUCUUAUAUAAUCAACAAAACAAACGUACUGAAAUAGAUUCACUAUGUGCGAGAUGAGUUGUGCUUAGUUGUAGUAUAUCUCGAAUUGGAAGUGAGGAGUGCUUAUAAUCCGAGCAACUCCCUCAUGUUACUUAUGCGGAGUUGCUAAUAUCUUUACGAAGAAUGCACCAAGUGUUAUUAAAUAUGAAUGUAAAUAAGCUAAUUAUAUAUUUGGUAAAUGUAUAUUGUGACAAAUAUGGGUAAUUGGAAUCCUAAUAGGUUAUGUUUAGGGUUUAGGUUUUUUAUGUCUUUUUAUACAAAUAUAAUUACAUCGUGCAGCUAAUGAGAAAAAAAUCUUUCAAAUAUUGUCUAGUCUUUUUGUGUUUCAGGUUCGUUUGAUUGUAGCAGAAUUUUACGUUGUUUUUUUAAUUUAAUCAAACACUUCAAUUCUGAAGUAGAUUUAUCUGAAAUUUUAAUUGGAAAUCGACAAAUUCAAAUAGAGCUGGAUGUGUUUAUAGUAGAUUGAAUCGAACCAAUUUAAUUAGUUACCCUAUAAUCUUUCUUGUCGAUUAUUGAAUUUUAAUUAACCUUUUACUUUGUUAUUCUCUUAGAGAUUUUUCCUUUUUGAGGGGAAUAAUGGCUGUAGCUUCUGAUCAAACCACAAGUAUCUGCAAUAACUGUGACAGGGAGAUUCCUUCUUUGAAUCUCGAUUUGCAUGUUGCUCACUGCUCACUGAAGCUUGAAAAAUGUAAAAUCUGUGGGCUUAUGGUUCCCAAAAAACAUGCAGACAAACAUUUCUUGAAAAAGCAUGCUCCGGUAACCUGUUCCUUAUGUAACGAGACAGUAGAGCGUGAGGAAUUAGCUGUUCACAAAGGUGAAAAUUGCCCACAAAGGAUGCUGGCAUGCGAGUAUUGCGAGUUUCCGUUGCCUGCAAUUGAUUUAAUUGAACAUCAGGAAGUAUGCGGGAAUAGAACAGAACUCUGCCAUCUGUGUAGCAGAUAUAUUAUGCUUCGUGAAAGAAGUGUCCAUGAGAGUAGAUGCAAUGGAAGCACAAAUAACAUUACAGAAUCUUCCAGAGCGAUUCCUUCUUCCAAUCACGAUUUUCAUGUUGCUCACUCCUCCCCGAAGCUUGAAAAAUGUAAAACAUGUGGCGAUAUGGUUCCAGAAAAAGAUGCAGAAGAACAUUUCUUGAGAACUCAUGCUCCGGUAGCAUGUUCUUUGUGUAACGAGACAGUGGAGCGUGAGGUAUUAGCUGUUCACAAACGUGAAAAUUGCCCACAAAGGGUCGUGACAUGCGAGUAUUGCAAGCAUCCUUUUCCUGCAAUUGAUUUAUUUAAGCAUCAGGAAGUAUGUGGGAAUAGAGCAGAACGCUGCCAUCUGUGUAGCAGAUAUAUUAGGCUCUGUGAUAGAAAUGCCCAUGAACGCAGGUGUAAUGGAAAAUCUUCCAGGAACACUAGUCAAGCUGAGAGAGAUCGUGGCGCUCUCAGAACGCAGCAACAUGAAGGUCCCAAGCCGCCACGCGUACUUACAAUUGCAAUAAUAGGCAUUGCUGUUGUGUUAGGCGCACUUUUUUACCAGAGGAAAGCUUAAGACAGUCAAGUGCCCUAGGAGAUUUACUUACAAUACAUCAAAUGAUACUUUUAUCAAACUGAGUUUCUUACUGUACUUCAUUAUUUACCUACAAGCAAUUAAUAUGCAAAUCAGAGACGAGUUUUAAUGCAUAAAUAGA